AUGGACCAAUUGAAGAUGCACAGAGCUUCUAGUAAUCAAGGUCUAAAGCCCGAUCAACCGACCAACUCUACUUUGUUCAAUACUUCGAAUAUGUAUCCCAUUAAUGCCACAUUUAAUGAUUCGGAUAUUUGUAUAAAGGUUCCUCCUUGUGUUACUCAGGAAUUUUAUGGGGGUUAUGAAGAAUGGCCAUCAUUCCGCGAUAUGUUUACCGCCAUUUAUGGUAAUCACCCUCGAUUGACACAGGCUCAAAAGUUAUAUCAUCUAAGGAAUAAAACAAAGGGCGAAGCAGGUAGUAUUGUAGCUAAAUAUCCACUUUCAGAUCAGAAUUAUUUACGGGCGUGGGACGCGUUAAGGGCGCGAUAUGAGAACAAGCGCAUUUUAGUAGAUAAUCAGUUGAAGAUUCUAUUUAAUAUACCAGCAGCAAAGGCUGAAAUCUAUUAA
Molecule: messenger RNA, 441 nt
Organism: Lucilia cuprina (Australian sheep blowfly)
Lineage: Eukaryota; Metazoa; Arthropoda; Insecta; Diptera; Calliphoridae
Exons: 1
Coding region: 1-441 (146 amino acids)
Source: RefSeq, a predicted model, not a curated record